Messenger RNA from Papaver somniferum (opium poppy), 354 nucleotides. RefSeq names its product thionin-like protein 2. The transcript has a single exon. Lineage: Eukaryota; Viridiplantae; Streptophyta; Magnoliopsida; Ranunculales; Papaveraceae. Bases 1 to 354 code for a protein of 117 amino acids. The record is from RefSeq and is a predicted model, not a curated record.
AUGGAAGGGAAAAAUGUGAAGGUGAUUUCUUUGAUGGUCAUAGUAAUGUUUGGAAUGUUCGUAGGGAGGAGUUCAGCAUUCAGCAAGGACUGCUUUGUAGGAUGUAUGGUGCUAUGCGCUGUUACUCAUCCUAACAGGCAGAUGUUUUUAUGCCCAUUUACUUGCUUGAAGAAAUGUAUUUUCAGGUCGGAUGACCCGGAUCCUUCUAACAAGAUUGAGUCUCCUGGUGAUCGCUACUGCAAGCUUGGUUGUGCUACCGUGAACUGCAUCAGCAAAAGCACUCCUCAGAAUCCUCUUGGAGACCAAGUUCAACAUUGUGUUAAUUCUUACUGCACUAAAAAAUGCACAAACUAA